Messenger RNA from Sander lucioperca (pikeperch), 2388 nucleotides. RefSeq lists its product as uncharacterized. The record is from RefSeq and is a predicted model, not a curated record. NCBI's taxonomy places the organism in Eukaryota, Metazoa, Chordata, Actinopteri, Perciformes, Percidae. Bases 284 to 1996 code for a protein of 570 amino acids. The transcript has 4 exons.
AGGUGAUUUCGCUUCAACCACUUGCUUGCGGCCUGAGAAAACGUCGCUCCGUGAUGACGAAGUAGCGGAAGUUACGUGUCCACCUGAGCGACACUUACAACUCAUUUGUUUAUUUAUGUACCUAGCUAGUUACUGUCGAUAGAAAUGUGAGUUUAUGUGUGUAUGACUACAUCAUAGCUAUGUCAUCAUGGUACGUGAAAUGAUUUAAACACCAAUUGAUCUUCCCUCUUGUCGACAAGAGAUUAACAGCCAAACUCACAGAGUCCCUCUGAAGUGAGAGACCAUGGGCCGGUUGGAUGAUGCCGCCAAACACAAAGUGGUGGAGCUGCGGAAGGCGGGUCUGAGUUUCCGUAAGAUCAAAGCUGUGCUGGAGCUGGAGAACAUCAAGGUGUCUGCCCAGGCCAUCUACCUGUUCCUGAGGGAGUAUCAAGGGAGGCCGCCAGGGAGGGUUAGACCUAUGGAGGCUGGAAGCAGCACAUCAACCGCACAGGUGCAGCCUCAAGUUGGGGCAACACAAGAGAGCUGGAGUAACAUUCGUCUCCAAAAUCUUCUGCGGGAGGCAUCUCACCAUGCUGGCUUUACAGCUGCUGCAAAUUUUGCCAAACAGACUUCCACAAAUCCAGAUGCUGGUGCGAAGCCAUUUGGGUCUGGAAAGACCAGUGGAGGCAGCAGGCCAGAACAACAACACGAGGGAGAUAAGGAGGAAAAUGACAUCCAGAUUGUUAGUGUCACCUCCCUUGCACAGAGCAGCCAACAAAGAGUUCCCCAAUCCACUGUAAUAAGAGCAGAGGCCGGUGCUGUGUCUUCCACACUAACCACUCAAGGAGUAACCAUGAGGAAGAGAGUUACACCUUCUCCAGCCACUAAUGCAAUGCUGGCAGCUCGAAAGAGGCUUUUGGAUAAAGCGCUGUCACACAGGAUGAAGUCAUUCCACCAGGUGGCGUCACUGUUGAGGAGAGAUCACUCUAGUGUCCAAGGUGCUGAUUUGAGAAGCGCAAUGCAACAGCCACCCGAAACUUAUGAUCUGACCACUGAAAAGACUGUUAUGGAUGGUCAGUCCAGUGGAGGGAGUGCCCCCAGGCGUUUUCUCACACAAAGACCAGGUCUGUCUGUCCGUUCCCUUCAGCCUGUCCCUCGGGUUGGCAUUCGUCUUCCUAACCGGUCACCAGCACCUUUAACAUCCUCGGCCCCUGGGGUUGCCGUCAUCCGUCUACAGACCCCCGGAGGCCAGGGCGCCACUUGUAGUGAGGGGAACCCGAGCCCCCAGCAGGCAGUCCAGGACACUGGAGGGAGAGGUGGUCUACAGGAUCAGAUUCAGACCCUGGGCUCUGAGGUGCGCAGUUUGGGUCUGGCAGUGAAGAUGCUGGUGGAGCAGCAGUGCUGCCUGGAGAGGGAGCAGGCGCAGCAGACGCACAUUCAGAAGCAGAUCCUCAGCACUCUGCAGAGCCUUGCUGCCAAACUGGGACGUUGUAGCGUUGUUCAACAGCAGCACAAAAAAACUCCAUCACCCUCUGGUUUGCCAACAGCUUCUGCAUCUACCUCGUUCAGCCCAGAAACCUUCAACUUCAGUCAAGGCACGUACACUCAGUGCAGCCAAACCCAGCCAAGCUACAGCUCUUUAGAGAGUUUAGAAAAUGUAGAGGCCUUUAAAUUGCCAGGACUGAGCCCUUCAAGCAUUAAUGGGUUUCCACCAUGUAGCAAUGCUGAGAACCUCCAACUUACUCAAACUCCCACUUAUACACAGCCGUAUGCAGUUGCUUACCCUCAGCAAAACAGUCAAACUCUCAUGCCACCCUACACACAGUCCUUUGUUUCUACAUACGGCCAGUCACAUUCUCAGACUUUCAGAGGAUCAGAGAGUAAAACAUCUGAUUUCUCAAGCAGCUGUUCAGCAAGGACUCUCCAGGACUGCAGUGUGUCCACCCAGCCGGUGAUGAACUCUAACCACUCUUCACAGGAUCAACAGAUCAAUAUUAUCAAAGUGGAAGGACCUUAGAGGCCUUCAGAUGCCACAGAGUGUUUUGGGACCAUAAGGGCUUGGAUGUGCUUUUAAAAUAUUAAUUUAAGAUACACGUUUUUACAAUGAACAAAUGCUGUAGCAUUUCUUAAACUAAUUUAUUUUUCUUUCCAAAGUACAUUUUAAGAGAAUACAAACAGCAAUAAAAUGCAAUGCUUUAGUAAUCAUGUGUUUAUAAUUUGUCUUUACAAUAGGCAAAAAUUACAAAAUUAGAGAAAAUGAUUAUGUGCAGGCACUUUGUCAUUUUUUGUCGCAAUUCUUGUUUAUUUUGUAUCUAUUAUUUUUGUAUCACUAGGACUGGCAUUACAAACUGUUAGUUUUCAUACCUCUAUGCUAACUGAAAAAAAAUAAAGAGACUGUUAUCCUCCAAA